CUACAUAAUUCAUGCUUCUUUUAUUACAUUAGGCAUACCUGUCUGAAGGCAACUCUUUGGUGGUUGUGGCUCUCAAGGUCGUAGUUUUAGACAUUCACAUCUUGCCUUGUACAAUUCUUGCAGAAGGCAUCAUGAAUGCUUCUUUAGUCCGCAUCAAGGUAUCUACUGAGUUAGAUACUGGGUAUAUAAUCCAAUAUCUCCUCUACUCACCUACCUAGCUAGAUACCCAGCCUGUCCGACAGAUAUUCAUAGUACCUAUCUUAUCAGAAAUCAAGAUUGAUAUUGCCUAGGUACUUAUCAUGGAUCGUUUUAACGCUGGCCACGUGCCCUUUCUACAAAAGAUCAUGGACCAAUCCACAUUGCUCAACGAGGGGGGUUUCCACAACGGGGUUUUCGACGACAGCAGCCAUUCACCAAACCUGGUUGCUAAGUGGUACGAACAUCGUUGUCCAGCCAAGUGCUGUCCUGUGAGAUGGUCAGCAUUCGCCGUUACAGAUGCUGAAAAGGGAGACCUAGAGGCUCGCACCUCGAGUAGUCCUAUCAUACAUGCCCUUUUCAAUGCCAGCGGUAACUGGCUAACCAGAUCCAUCAAGAUUCAGGACCCGUGGAUGAGAAAAAUCCUUGCCGAUGUGCUCGAUAACUACCAAGAUCUUGACGUGGUGGUUGAGAACUGGACCUUCAAGCCUCCCUUUGAGCCGCUGAUACACCGCUGGGAACAGCUCAAGAAUUAUGACCCCGACGCCAAGGGUAUCCCCGCUGACAAGAAGAGCGCCUUGUCAAAUUUGCUCGCCUUCUUGACCCCGAUCAUCAGCCCCUCCCUAAAGUCGCGCGUCAAGCUUCAGAAGGCUGGCAAGAUAGACUUCCCGAACAUAUGGCACUUAUUUGUUCCAGGCUCCUUUGCCAUAACCAAGUUCUACGGCGUCGACGUCGUCUGCCGGGUUUCCAAGUUCAAGAAAUUCGACGGCAAAACAGGUCCCAUGGAAGCUGACAGUUGGUGGAUCAUAACCUUGGAGUAUGUGGAUUGGGAUGGUGAAAAGAGCGGCUAUGCGACGACCACAGUGAAAAUCGAUGAGUUUGGAGGCUUCCGUCGAGUCACACAACUACCCGUGUUCCCGAUGUCGUAUCUAGACGACGAGGCCAAGGCGAAAGCAGCCUUUAUCGAGAGAGGACGCAAGUGCGAGCAUCUGCGCGGUCACCGGCUUAUGACAUGUACUGGUGAAAAGGUAACUCUGGAGACCUCAAGUAAAGAGAUGCGACAAGUGCACGGAAGGGUUUACAUAGACGCCUUUGGAUAUUACCGCAGCUGCAAUCUUGUCAAGCCAAACUUACGAUCGCUUCAUGACGAAGACAGGGUCCGCGAAGACAGGGCCCACGAACCUAUAGAUUCCAAAUUCAAGCUCAUGGGCCUCCCAAGUAACAAUACGAGUGCUUCGAGCUGCUUCGCUGACUACGAUACGAAACAUGUUCCGACUGCCACAAUUCCCCAGGGAGUCAAGUCUGUCGAUAAGCAUCCAGUUCAGAGAAACGAAGACCUGGCCCCCCUUACCGAGGAGCAGCUUUUAACCACAACUCCAUGGGUCAAAGGUUUCGAUCUCAAGUCGAAGGACUGGUCCGAGGUUUGCGUGGACAGCUUGGAGGAAGUGAUUUGGAACGAUGAAGCUUUCGAUAAGCUUGUUCUGCCUCAAGAUGAGAAGGAGAUGGCCUGGUCAUUCAUCAACGGCAAGCGUCGCUCGAACGGUUCCGAAUUUGACGAUUUCAUCCAGGACAAGGGUCGCGGUCUCAUCAUCCUGAUGUUUGGCCCUCCUGGAGUGGGCAAGACAUUCACAGCCGAGGCUGUCGCAGAGAAGUCCAGAGUGCCCCUGUACUCCAUGAGUGCAGGCGACCUUGGGACCAAGCCCGCUGAUGUGGAGAAGGCCCUCCAGCGCGCAUUAGAGCUUUGCCGAAUGUGGGACGCGAUGCUUCUCCUUGACGAGGCAGAUGUCUUCCUCACUUCCCGUGACAGCGAGUCGAUUGCCCGGAACGAGCUCGUAUCGAUCUUCCUGCGCAUGCUGGAGUACUACACGGGCAUCUUGUUCCUGACGACCAAUCGUGAGACGAGCAUCGACCACGCAUUCCGAUCGCGCGUCGACCUCUUCCUACCGUACAGUGGGCUUCACGCCGAGGCUCGCCGCAAGAUCUGGGAGAACUUCCUCGAGCGGACUGGCGAGGUCAAGUUCAACCUCACGGACGAGGACCUGGAUCGUCUGGCGCAGAUCAAUCUCAACGGCCGCGAGAUAAAGAAUCUGAUCAAAAGUGCCCGGAUGCUUCUUCUCGGAGAUAAAGGCACGGGGGUGUCGCCUUUGGACCGUCUGGACAUGCUUGUGAAUAACCGCACUCGGGCCCUCGGUAUUAUGUCCAGGGAGAAAUAUGUACCUGGGACGUAA
This is a messenger RNA of Hypoxylon fragiforme, 2423 nucleotides long. Its product is annotated as P-loop containing nucleoside triphosphate hydrolase protein. Bases 300 to 2423 code for a protein of 707 amino acids. The record is from RefSeq and is a predicted model, not a curated record. The transcript has 3 exons. Gene Ontology annotation, molecular function: ATP binding; ATP hydrolysis activity. NCBI's taxonomy places the organism in Eukaryota, Fungi, Ascomycota, Sordariomycetes, Xylariales, Hypoxylaceae.